Messenger RNA from Caenorhabditis remanei, 771 nucleotides. RefSeq lists its product as uncharacterized. Lineage: Eukaryota; Metazoa; Nematoda; Chromadorea; Rhabditida; Rhabditidae. The record is from RefSeq and is a predicted model, not a curated record. Bases 1 to 771 code for a protein of 256 amino acids. Gene Ontology annotation, biological process: sensory perception of chemical stimulus. Gene Ontology annotation, cellular component: membrane. The transcript is spliced from 4 exons. Gene Ontology annotation, molecular function: transmembrane signaling receptor activity.
AUGCUCUCCGCUUGGCACACAUUUUGUAUCUACCUCUUCUAUGGUAUCCCGUCAUUCGUCCUCUAUAUCCUAACUUUCUAUAUCAUACUCCGCUACCGUAAGACCUUUGACUCAUCCUUCUUCCAACUCUACUUAUUCGAUGGCGCCUUGAACCUAUUCACGUUUCUCAAUAAUUAUUUCAAAACUCGAAUCCCGGCAAUCACUGGAUACAACAGCUUCAUUGGUGCAUUCUAUAGAAUCAUUGCUAACACAUUCCUGCUAGACUUCACAAUGUUGAUGAAUUUCCACAUGGCGUAUGUCCAGUAUGCAAUUACCACUCUGGUUUCGUUGAAUCGUUUGUCUGUUAUGCUCAAGUACAACACUUUUGAGCCGCCCAUCGACAAAAUAUUCUCCGUUCUCAUCCCCUUUAUGGUUAUCUCCACUGUCUUCUCCAUUGUCAUCAACAUCUUUAGCGUCACAAUAGUCCGGAACCUUGCCAGCCAAGUCCGCUACAAAGCAGAAUCCAACUUCAUCAUCAUCGCAUGUAUCACUUGUCUCGUCCAACUCUGCGGCGCUGUGUCAAGUUUUAUCAGAAUUCAAUAUAUCGGCUCCCCAAUCGCUGUGACGUUAGCAACGUAUAUCCCGUUUAUUAGUGACGGGUUGAGUCUGGUGCAACCCUGGCUGCUUUUGGCAUUCAGUCAUGUUAUUCGGAAUAAGAUCAUUGAAACCAUUGGUCGAAAGAAACAAAAUAAAAGUUCAGUUGUUAUUCCGAGGUCUACAACUUUCAACUGA